Messenger RNA from Blepharisma stoltei, 731 nucleotides. The record is from the annotation of a GenBank genome assembly. NCBI's taxonomy places the organism in Eukaryota, Ciliophora, Heterotrichea, Heterotrichida, Blepharismidae.
AUGUACACUAUCAAUAAGGUGAUUCCAGGAAUUUUGAUUGGAAAUUACGAUGCAGCGUCCAACAUAGUAUUACUUCAGCAUCACCAAAUAACCCACAUAUUAAUUGUAGGAGAAGGCCUAGCACAGCGUUUUCCAAACCAAUACACUUAUAAGCAAAUCAACAUUUACGAUCUUGCGUCUUGCAACAUUCAUCAAUAUUUUGAAGAAUGCUCCGAAUUUAUUCAGAAUUGUGUAAAGCAAAAAGGAAAAAUCCUCAUUCAUUGUGACACUGGAAUUUCCAGAGCUCCAACUAUUUUAAUCGCAUAUUUGAUGAAGACAAAGAAUAUUGGAUUUACUCAAGCACUAGAAUUAUUAUACUAUUAUAAAUUAAUUUAAGUUAAAAUAUUUAAAAAUAAUGAUUAUACCCAUUAAUAAAUUUUAGCAUAUAGAAACUUCCUUGGAGUGGCGCUGCAAGCGCAGGCCACUCCAUGGGGAAUUCAUGGGUUGGUCGAACCAACGCACAGUUUUGGUUCGACCAACUCCUAUGUUGGUUAAACCAACACAGGAAUUCCACAUGGAGUGGCCUGCACUUGCAGCGCCACUCCAAGAAAAGAAGUAUAAAAAAGAAGCACCCAGAAGCACAGCCAAAUAAUGGGUUUGUCUCCCAGUUAGUGCAGUAUCAAAACACCCUUAAGACACAAUCUAAAAAGGACGGAAUGAGAAGUGAUACAUGCUCGUGUAUAUUGAUUUAG